Microcebus murinus (gray mouse lemur) is the source of this 7849-nucleotide messenger RNA. RefSeq names its product dynamin 3 (gene DNM3). The record is from RefSeq and is a predicted model, not a curated record. Gene Ontology annotation, cellular component: cytoplasm; synapse; microtubule. Gene Ontology annotation, biological process: synaptic vesicle budding from presynaptic endocytic zone membrane; receptor internalization. NCBI's taxonomy places the organism in Eukaryota, Metazoa, Chordata, Mammalia, Primates, Cheirogaleidae. Gene Ontology annotation, molecular function: GTPase activity; microtubule binding; GTP binding.
UUAUAUUUUCAAAGAAUAUUGAAUAGGAUAUAUUAAUUCAAAUAUAUCCUACCCAGUAUUAGAAUUUUAGGCAGUGUUAACAAUGAGUUAAAACCUUGUAGGCAGUGUGGGAAAAUUUUGCUUUUUAGGGCAAAAAUUUGCUCCCUCGAUUGUAUCUUAAUAUAUUGCUGCUUCUCUCAUUUCAUCUUUGAAACUUUUUAAAGUCUUAGAUCUUCUAGACCAUCUUAAAGUGAUUCCCCAACCACAUUGUCUACAUGGAAUAGGGUUACAUUUCUUCAUUUAACAAAUACUUUUUGAGCAUCUUCUGCAUGAGUGACAUUUUGUUAGGGGCAGAAUUCCAAACUAGCUCAGCUACCUUCUGGGCGGCAAAAGUGCUCUUGGAAUCAGUGGCUCCCAGACUGCUGAAUUUCAUGGAUCAGUUUUUAAAGAAUAGCAAUGAAUGAAGAGUUGCCACCUUUUUAUUUUGCCAAAUCAAGACAUUAAAAAUGAACAACCAAGCAAAGUUUUCAUUAGGGACUUUCUCCCUCGAGGGUCGGGCAUUGUAACAAGACGACCUCUUGUGCUGCAGCUUGUUACUUCUAAAGCAGAAUAUGCUGAAUUUCUACAUUGCAAAGGAAAGAAAUUCACAGAUUUCGAUGAAGUUCGCCACGAGAUUGAAGCGGAAACAGAUCGAGUGACCGGAAUAAAUAAAGGCAUCUCUUCUAUACCCAUUAAUUUACGAGUCUAUUCCCCACAUGUGUUAAAUCUAACCCUUAUCGACCUACCUGGAAUAACUAAAGUGCCCGUGGGAGAUCAGCCACCAGAUAUUGAGUAUCAGAUCAGAGAAAUGAUUAUGCAGUUCAUCACGAGGGAGAAUUGUUUGAUUUUGGCUGUUACCCCAGCCAACACUGAUCUUGCAAACUCAGAUGCACUGAAGCUAGCUAAAGAAGUUGAUCCUCAAGGUCUGAGAACCAUUGGAGUCAUCACCAAACUGGAUCUUAUGGAUGAAGGAACAGAUGCCAGGGAUGUCCUAGAGAACAAGCUGCUGCCUCUUCGCAGGGGUUACGUGGGGGUGGUAAACAGAAGCCAGAAGGACAUAGAUGGGAAGAAGGACAUUAAGGCAGCCAUGUUGGCAGAGAGGAAAUUUUUUCUUUCGCACCCGGGUUACAGACACCUUGCUGACCGGAUGGGCACCCCACACCUGCAGAAGGUCCUUAAUCAGCAACUUACCAACCACAUUCGCGAUACCCUGCCAAACUUCAGGAACAAACUACAGGGACAGUUGCUCUCCAUAGAACAUGAAGUAGAAGCCUACAAAAACUUCAAGCCAGAGGACCCCACCAGGAAGACCAAAGCACUACUGCAGAUGGUUCAGCAAUUUGCUGUGGACUUCGAGAAGAGAAUUGAAGGGUCGGGGGAUCAAGUGGACACCCUGGAGCUCUCAGGUGGCGCUAAAAUCAAUCGUAUUUUCCAUGAACGCUUUCCUUUUGAGAUAGUAAAGAUGGAGUUCAAUGAGAAAGAAUUGCGAAGAGAAAUAAGCUAUGCAAUCAAAAACAUACAUGGUAUCAGGACGGGGUUGUUUACUCCAGACAUGGCAUUUGAAGCAAUUGUCAAGAAACAGAUUGUAAAGCUGAAAGGGCCUUCCUUGAAGAGUGUAGAUUUGGUAAUACAAGAGUUAAUCAACACCGUCAAGAAGUGUACCAAAAAACUGGCAAACUUCCCCAGACUCUGCGAGGAAACGGAAAGGAUCGUUGCUAACCACAUUCGUGAGCGAGAAGGGAAGACGAAGGACCAGGUACUGCUGUUGAUUGACAUUCAAGUCUCCUACAUCAACACCAACCACGAAGACUUCAUUGGCUUCGCAAAUGCUCAGCAGAGGAGCAGUCAGGUUCACAAGAAAACCACAAUUGGAAAUCAGGGAACCAAUCUUCCGCCUUCAAGGCAAAUUGUGAUUCGCAAGGGCUGGCUCACCAUCAGCAACAUUGGCAUCAUGAAAGGCGGCUCCAAGGGAUACUGGUUUGUCCUUACUGCGGAGAGUUUGUCUUGGUAUAAAGAUGAUGAGGAGAAAGAAAAGAAGUACAUGCUUCCCUUGGACAACUUGAAAGUUCGAGAUGUGGAAAAGAGCUUUAUGUCUAGCAAGCACAUUUUUGCACUCUUUAAUACAGAGCAAAGGAAUGUAUACAAAGACUAUCGCUUCCUUGAGCUGGCCUGUGAUUCACAGGAGGAUGUAGACAGCUGGAAGGCAUCUCUGCUAAGAGCUGGAGUCUAUCCUGAUAAAUCUUCAGGGAACAACAAAACCGAAAAUGAUGAGAAUGGCCAAGCAGAAAACUUUUCCAUGGACCCACAAUUGGAGAGACAAGUGGAGACCAUUCGCAACCUCGUAGACUCCUAUAUGUCUAUUAUCAACAAAUGCAUCCGAGAUCUAAUUCCAAAAACGAUAAUGCACCUUAUGAUCAAUAAUGUUAAAGACUUCAUAAAUUCAGAGCUUCUGGCACAGUUGUAUUCUUCAGAGGACCAAAAUACGCUGAUGGAGGAAUCCGCCGAGCAGGCGCAGCGCCGGGAUGAGAUGCUUCGAAUGUACCAGGCCCUUAAAGAAGCGCUUGUGAUCAUCGGCGACAUCAACACGGCCACCGUGUCCACCCCUGCCCCGCCCCCGGUGGACGACUCCUGGAUACAGCACUCUCGCAGGUCACCUCCGCCGAGCCCCACGACGCAGAGGCGGCCGACGCUGAGCGCGCCCCUGGCCAGGCCGGCGUCCGGCCGCGGCCCCGCGCCCGCCGUGCCCUCCCCGGGCCCGCACUCGGGGGCGCCGCCGGUGCCCUUCCGCCCCGGCCCGCUGCCCCCCUUCCCCAACAGCAGCGACGCCUUCGGAGCGCCCCCGCAGGUGCCGUCGCGGCCCACGCGGGCCCCGCCCAGCGUCCCCAGCCGGAGACCACCCCCAUCACCAACUCGUCCCACUAUAAUCCGUCCACUAGAAUCCUCCCUGUUAGACUAAACGAAGUGUCUGCCAUGGCAAUUAAUCACUAAUGAAUUAUGCAAAAGCAGCAUAUUUGAUACCUGUUGCAGUAAAUCAUGAGUAGUCGCAUGUGUGGACAUCAGUAGGCAAGUAACCAGUUUUACUAAUGCAUUCCUCACUCAUAUUCAUUGCUCAUGGUAUGUCAAACCCUUGGGGUUUGACUCUUAAAAACUGCUGACCCUAGAGGUGUUAUACGUUGUAUUGACCAAGGUAGGUUUGUAUAGCAGCCCUAUACUUUGGGGACCAUUUGCCUACCCUGGCAUAUAUUUGAAAUUGCUUUGGACAAAUUUUCCAGGCUAUCUACCAGGUAGCUCAUUAAAUAUAAUCCUUAACAGAUAUGAGAUGGUUGGCUUACACCUAAGCCAUACAUAUUUCUUUUCCCACAUUCUGUUUAGGAUGACGGUAAUUCUGUUGUCUAUUAUUAGUACUACGACCUACUCCAUAGUUACAUAUUUAGCUCCUCUUUCCUUACUCUUUCUUUCAUAAGACAGCUAGGAAGUAACGUUUUAAAAUUAGGAUUCCUUAAGAAUAAAACUUUUCCAGAAGCAUAAGGUAGUUUGCAAAGGAAAAGUCUGCAUUAUUUGCUCUAGAGAGCUUCUCCUUGUGCCAAUGUGUUUUGCUUCAUGCUAGAAGCAUAUGCAGCAAUGAAUCAAAGCUUGUUUUUUGUUAAUCAGUCAUUGGCUAGUUAGUUUCAGAGUUCAAGGAAGAAGCAAAAUAUCAUAUUGCUAGAAGUGUCUGAAAAAAUAUAAUUUCUUUAUUCAUUUAUAUAUUCACCUCCUGGUCAAUUACAUUGAAGGUUGACAUAGAAAAUAUUUAAUUUUUCCAAUCGAUCUAAUUUUUGGCAUGGCUAACUAAAUUUUGAUACUAACUCUAGUUUUAUUAUUAUUUUGGCUGGAGACAAAAAAAAAUUAUUUCUAUGCUAAUUUGUAAUUCCCUUAUGUAAGCAUGUAUCCUACCUUUUAAACAGGUUUAGUGUAACUUUCUAUCCAUUCUAGGCUUUCUUAAUAAAUCUUGAGACUUACUAUGGGAUAAUCACAUUUAGAGAAUGGUACCUGAAAUGAAAAGUCAGUAGAAGAUGCCAUAGUUUAAGAGAAGAGCUCACACUUGUACAAUUGUACUACUUCAGAGUCCCUAUCCAGGUCACUUAACUCCAGAAAAUGGUAUUAAAAUAUUGUGAUCUAAAGCAAAUUUGCAAUAUCUAAGAUUUCUAAAAUUUACAGUAUAGGAUUAACCUAGAGAUUCGUAGUUCAGUCUUGAGGCUAAGUUUUGGACUACCUAGGACCAGAUGAUUAGCAUGUAGGAACAGCCAGAAGCCAGUUGGAAUUUUGUCUGCUAACUGUUCCCAGACAGCAGAGCAAGUAUUCACUGAAUAGUGGUGUCCCAUGACACUAUUUCAUAUUCUACAGAAGUAAAUCAGGUUUCAGCAACUGAAAUGUCUCCCUUUGAAAGCAGCAAACAUGAUUUGUAUGUUAACUUAACUUUAAUUUCCUGUGUAGUUUAUACCCAAAGCAGACACCCAUAAAAUAUAAAGUAAAAAGUUUUAACCAUUAUUAAAAGGGAACUUGCCAUGUUGGAUGGCAGUGUAUUGAACUUAUUCUAAAGAGUUACAGCUAGCCUACUCAUAAUUGGAAAAAAAUCAGAGAAUAUAAGAUUGACAAAAAGGGCAUUUCAGUUUUUAAAGUUACAAAUGAUUUUAUAAAGAACAUCACCAUCACAUCUUAUUUUUUUCAAUUGGAAAAAAAUAAUUCUCUGUGAAUGGAACCAAUGUGCAAGAUGCAUACUGCAUUUUUUAGAAUAAUGUCUCAGCUAAAUGGAAAAAUGUUAAGCAAAAAUCCAUAGUAAAACAAAUAAUCUGCAGUGAGAUCUUUUCAUAAAAUUUUCUCUUUUUAGGAUUCCCUUUGCUUCUUCCUUUGAAUUCUCUAAAACAGGCAGCUAGCAGAUUAUAUAUUUCAGGGUUUGGCUUCAUGCUAAAUGUGGUUUUGAGUUUUGCUGUAUUUCAAAAAUUUCCUUCUGUUAAAGGAAAAUAUUGUGGAUAACCACUGGUGUGUUCUUAGAUCAGCACAAACCAUGUCAAAAAAAAUUGGAGAUUUUUCCCAAGUUUCUUUCCACUGAUCUUAGGCAGUAAUAAACAAUGGCAUUUGUCAUCUUUGGCUUUUGCUUUUAGAUUAUAUUCCCACAGUUGCAUUGUCCCAAUUGUCUCCCUUUGUGGGUACAUUUUUGUUCUUUUUUACUCCUAAGUUAUUUCUAAUAGAACCCAGCCUACCCUGGAAUUUCUUCAGCAGUCACAUUGGAGAGUAUUUUCAGUUUGCUGCACUAUUAUGUCAUAUUAUUAGUAUGAAUCCCAUUUCCCAAAGGGCUUAUAUCCUGCUAAAAGGAGAUGCCAAGGUGAAUUAAGUCUGAAGCUCUAGGAUGUGCAUAGUUUGAGGUGCAGCAUGCACACCAGGCCUUAAGAUGGGAAUGUAGCUUAAUGAGCUUUCUGUUUCCCAUACCAUUUCUAAUCUUUUGUGUAACUUCCUCUUAACUGAUUGCUCUGAUGUUGUCAACACAAUAGAUGUAGCUCUAUCAUGUCUAGCAUAAUAAAAGUUCGUGUUUUUAGGAUUUGGGAAAAUAAACUGUAUGUGUUUAUUUGAUAGGUAAAUCUAGUUUUAUUGUCACAUGCUAAACCUUGCAUGCAUAUUGACUAAUUGGAAUAACCAUUUACUCAAUUAUGGAUUAUUAAAAUAGGAUUGAUUUAGAACAGAUACAUUGCAUUUCUAAAAAUCGUCUACCAAGGUUACUUACUCUUCUGAAUAUUGCUUUUAGCUGUGUUUUAUAACACAGAAGAGCAAUAGAGUCUGCUUAUUAGCAAAUUUCCUACUUGUUCAGAUACAGACUCAUUCUAUUCCAAAAUAUUAUAAUGAAACCAGUUCCUGUGAUAUAACUAUAAGCCUUCUGGACUUAGAAUUAAAAAGUAGUCACAUAGAUUAAUUUGUGACUUUUCAGUAUAUACUGUAGCCAUAAUUCUCAAAUAUGAAAUGGGACCUAAUUACCAGUAUGUGAUAAAUGUUAAUGUUUUCUGUGUACAAACACAUUUUCUAUGCAUGUGUCUCUGUGUUAUACAGUAUACACAUAGUCAGUUUAUUUCUGUAAGUACAUGUAUUUUGUGUCCCUUUGAGUAGGUAGGUUUAAAAGCACUCAUUAAAAUGCCAUAAGCAUGAGUGUGACUGUAUGUGCAUUAUAUAUAUAUAUAUAUGCAUAUGUAUGGGUGUAAAUAUCUGUGUAUACAUGUGCUUAGUAUGUGUGGAUAUGAAUAUAUAUUUUAAACUGUGCUAAUAUAAGAGACAGCUUUGGCUGAUCUGCCAUAACAUGUGAUAACAGUGAUUUGUUUCUCAAAACAUACAUGAAGUAUACAAAAUUUUCCAACUCCAGACUGUAGUCAUUCUAAGAGGCACAAGGCUCAUGACAAACAUGGUAAUAUUCACAGACAUUUGUUUCUUAAUCCACAGCAUUGCUAUCUAAGAAAGAAUUGCCUUUGAUAAUAUCAUUUGGUAAGAAGUGAAAGAUCUGGAGAACUAUCUUUAAGAUGCCUAAUUAGAAUUAUAAGUUAUUUUUGGAUUGCUGAACUGAAUCUUAAAAAGCUAAGUUGAUCUACAUAAUCCUUUUCUCUCUCUAUGGUAAAUGUAAUAAAACAAAUAGAAGUAUACAGCAACAUAAUAAAAGUAGUGGAUAUUUCUGAGUAUAUUUGCUAAAAAUGUAGGGGAGACAUCUAAUACUUAAUACCUUGGAGAUAGGUCAUCUACUUUUUCAGGAAAGCACUUUCCAUUUGGCAAACAUAAUUAUUUAAAAUUGACAGGAAUCUCCUUAGCAUUAAGAACAAAGCCUAAAUAGUAGGUGUCUGAACUGUUUAACUCAGAGAAGGAAGAUAAUGUAUGAGACUCAAGCCAUGAGUUUUGUAUCAUUUCACCUAGAGAACUGCUAGCUCUGAGCUCAGAGUUUAAUGUGAAUGAAGGUAGAUUUUAGAGAAACAAUUAUUAGUUCACCAAAUCAUUCAGUUGUUUCUAAAAAGCUCAGAUCUGUCUUCUAGAUAAUCUUAGUCAUCCUAUUUGGUAUGUUUAAAAUUAUGUGGUGCUCUAUAUGUGAAACCUUAAGAAUUUUUUUGACGUAUAUGUAGUAUAAGCAUUGCUAUUUGUGUGUGUGUGUGUGUGUGUGUGUGUGUGUGUGUACGUAAGAAUGUGUAUGUGUGAGAGCAAGAGAGAGGAAACUCAAGAAAGAGUCUCCUGUUUGUCUUAAGACCUGUUCAUACUGGUAUAUUGGUGAGACUUCUCACCUCUCUGGUCAAGGGUUUCACACGUGGCUCAGCUUAAUUUCUUUUUUAACUGUUACCCUUGAAUUUCUUAUAUUUUGCUUGUUAUGUAAUGUUUUAAAAUUAUGAAAAAAAUUACUCUGUCCAACCUUUUGCAUUAUCUAUUAUCUUCUGCCAAUUUGUUAAAAAUUAUUUCUCUCAAUAAGAAAUUCCACCACUAUUACUUGAUUUGUGUUUUAUUUCAUAUGUACAGCCUUGGUUUUACUUGCUUGUCUGUUUCUCUUCUCUCCUUUUUUUAAAGUCAAAUUCCUCUUUUGCUUUUUUAUGAAGAAGGAAUAUACUAAAGCAAAAUCUCAUCUUUUCUGUUGAUUCUUUAAUUCAUACGAGCCAGAAUACUUUCCACUGUCUUCUUGGCACUUUCAGGAUUUCUUAAUGCUGAUAUAUGGACUCUGUGAAUGGAAAUUUUGAAGCAAGUUCCUAAAGCCUGUAUCAUUCUUGAAGGUCACAUGUACCUAUUGUGAAAAUGUGAAGCUGUAUUUCUGAAUCUGAAAUAAAUUAUAACAUUUGAAGGA